UCCCAACUUCUCGAGCGUCUGUCUCGCUGCUCAGACCUCAGGGACAAAAAGCAGCCCCCAGGCGCAAAAUGGAAAAGAAAGAGGAAGGGUGCUCUGGAGGAGAGGGCUAGCAUCUGUCAUUUCGCAAUGACUCACAGUCCAGGGCCAGCCCCUGCUUGUGGCACUUCUCUGGACCCCAGAAGAAAGCCAGCAGCUGUUUCUGCAGAGGUCGCACCACAAACAUGUAUUUUUUGCCUUCCCCCUGCUCUGCUGCCAUUUACGUCUCCCUCCUGCUUGGCUGCACCUGGAUCUGCUCAGCUGUCGAACUCUCCACAGCUAAGCACCCUGUGCAUGGCAAAGGGCGAGUUUUGAUCCCUCUCACUCCCCAAGAAGAAGCUGAGUGCCCCAGCGCCUCCGUGGAAGGUUUUCUCAACAGCACUGUGACCACCCGUGUCCUCCCUGCUCUCUACUCCGUGGUGUUGUUUGUGGGGCUGCCAGCCAAUGCUCUGGCCUGCUGGGUCCUGGUGACCAAGUUCAAGAGAUGUUCCACCACCUUCUUCCUGCUUAACGUGGCCAGUGCUGACCUGCUUUUUGCCCUCCUGCUGCCCUUCAAGAUCUUCUAUCACCUCUUGGGCAACCAGUGGCUCUUUGGGGACUACCUGUGCCGCACCAUGGUAGCCCUCUUCUACGGGAACAUGUACAGCUCCAUCCUCUUCCUCACCUGCAUUGGCCUGGAGCGCUGCAUCUCUGUGGUGCACCCAUUCCUGUGGAAGGGGUCCAGGUGGAUGUGGGGCAGGGUGGGUGUCUGUGUGGGGAUCUGGUUGGCAGUGGGGCUGGGCGUGAGCCCUCUGCUCUUCAUUCCCCAGACAAAACACAUCUCAAGGCUGAACAUCACUACAUGCCACGAUGUCCUAGAAAAGGAUGAUCAAAAGUUCCUCUUCUAUUAUUUCCUCUCCCUGGUAGGGCUGGGCUUUGGCCUGCCCUUUGUGCUCAUCACCAUCUCCUAUGGCUGCAUCCUAGUGCGGCUGGUGGCCAAGGGGAGUCAAUAUGGGCACAUGGUACACGUCCUGGCCCUGGUCCUCCUGGUCUUCAUCCUCUGCUUCACCCCCAGCAAUGUGCUGCUCUUCAACCACUAUGUGCUGGAUGCUACUGGAUGCCACAACAUCACCUACAUCUGGUAUGCCUUAGCACUGGUGCUCAGCGCCUUCAACACCUGCUUUGAUCCCUUCAUCUACUUCUACGUCUCCAGAGAUUUUCGGGCCUGCAUCUGGGAUGGAGGCACCUGCUGCCCCAGGCAGCUCAAGAGCUCGACAGGGAGAGCCUCUGAGAAGGUGGCCUUGCCCCUGAGGUCCAGCGAGCAGAGCCAGCCAUAGGCAUAGGCAGGGGGGUGCUGGGCUGUGUCCCCCGCCCCGGGGUGGGGGGAACCUGUGGCUCAGUGCCCAGCACCCAGUCAUGCCUCUCUAUGGCUCCGUGCCGUAUCAGCACCGCGGGCACUGCCUCUGCCCCAACCCACCCGUGUAUGCCUCGGCUCCACAAAAUGCAGCGGCCAAAGCACAAAUGGACGUGCUGUCGUUCAGACUUUGCCAUGAGACCAGUGCUGUUCCCAGCUGCCAUCCAGGCCCUGGAGCAGCCCUUUCCCUGAGUGCACGUCCAAGGCUGGCAGCAGACUCAGGUAAAAAAUCCCUCCUGGAUUGGAAAUUUGCUGUGACUUUGCCAAAGAGCAUUGGAGCUCCACAGGAAGGUGUAGAAUGACCCAUGCUGGACCCUGCUGACAGGAAAUCCUGGUGUUUUUAAUCUCGUCGGCCUCUCCCUCUGCACAGGCUCUUUCCCAGCCCCUUGCCUUGCCCCCAUCCCACUGUGCCAGGUGCUGGGAGCAGCCAGGCACCCUUGGUGGUGGAAUGGUCCCAACUAGGACAGAUCCACUUCUC
Molecule: messenger RNA, 1907 nt
Organism: Struthio camelus australis
Lineage: Eukaryota; Metazoa; Chordata; Aves; Struthioniformes; Struthionidae
Product: proteinase-activated receptor 3
Biological process (GO): positive regulation of Rho protein signal transduction; blood coagulation; phospholipase C-activating G protein-coupled receptor signaling pathway
Cellular component (GO): plasma membrane
Molecular function (GO): thrombin-activated receptor activity
Source: RefSeq, a predicted model, not a curated record